Molecule: messenger RNA, 7893 nt
Organism: Hibiscus syriacus
Lineage: Eukaryota; Viridiplantae; Streptophyta; Magnoliopsida; Malvales; Malvaceae
Product: piezo-type mechanosensitive ion channel homolog
Exons: 19
Source: RefSeq, a predicted model, not a curated record
UUGAGCAACUGGAGUUUGAUCUCUCUUGUUGAUUUGAUAGCUUUCCUUCUCAUUCAGUAUACUGCACCUAAAAUAGGAUUUCGUUUCCGGAGGCAAUAUUUGUUACUUUGGCCAGUUAUCAUCUUUUCCCUACUUGUUUUUCUUUCACAAGCUUUAUAUCUCGUUGUAUGGGCUGUUAAAGGUUACAAACAGAGCGUAUGUGAGGCUUGGUGGAUGAAACUAAUUGGUUUUAUGAUAAUCCAGUCUUGGAAAUGUCCUACUGUGGUUUAUUUCUUGAUCGUACAACUGCUAGCGGGAUUUGUUGCUUUGCUUGAUAUACAUGAUAACAGAUUUGGUCUUCUCCCAUGGCAGUAUUCUUGUUGGAGUCGUUUCUUAACAGCUAUUGAACAUUUAGGUUCCCAUCUUAGAGUUGCUUCCUGUUUACUUCUGCCUGCUAUUCAGCUGGCUGUGGGAAUUAGCCAUCCUUCAUGGGUUUCUUUGCCAUUUUUUGUUGGUAGCUGCGUUGGGCUAGUGGAUUGGUCUCUGACAAGCAAUUUUCUAGGACUUUUCAGGUUCUGGAGGGCUCUCCAGCUUUAUGCAGGCUUCAUCAUUGUCUUGCUUUAUUUGCAUCAGCUCCCUUUAGAGUUUCCAAAUACGUUACAAAGGAUAGCUGAAUUUGUUGGUCUAUUCAAAAUAUCUUCAACGUCUGAGUGGCCUGAAAUUUGCUCCGCUGCUUCUCUUCUACAUUUUUACAUCAUGCUAUCCUAUGUCAAAUAUGAUUUGGAGGAAAUGGAUGUUAUCAUGUCCAUGCAAGAAAGUAACUUGACAGAGCAACUACUUCCCUCAAAGCAUUCAUUCUUCAUUCGUGAAUCAAGAUCUGGUGUAAGGCAUACCAAUGUUUUACUACGACAGGCAGUUUUCCGGACUUUCACCAUCAACUUUUUCACUUAUGGUUUUCCAGUAUGAUCACAACCUUAUACUAGAUGUUGCUGAACUCUCCUAGGUCUUUAUUUAAUUUUAUUAAUAUUGAGGUUUGUAUGUAAUUUUUCAGUGGAAACUUUACAGGUAUCCUUAUUUGCUCUUUCCUUCUGGAGUUUUCAUUUUGCAAGUCUAUGUGCUUUGGGGCUACUUGUAUAUGUUGGUUACAUUCUAUACUCCUUUCCUUCCCUGUUUCAUUUACACCGUUUAAAUGGGCUCCUUCUUGUCUUCAUUCUUUCGUGGGCUGCUAGCACCUAUAUAUUCAAUGUGGCAUUUGCAUUCUUGAAUAGGAAUUUUGGGAAGGAUAUGGAAAUUUGGGAUAUGAUUGGAUUUUGGCAUUAUCCCAUACCAGGACUAUUUUUGCUUGCACAGUUUUGUCUCGGAAUUCUGGUUGCUUUGGGUAAUCUCGUAAAUAACUCGGUUUUCCUCUACUUAUCUGAUGAGGCUGCACUAUCAUCAAACAACUGUUCUGUGAAAGUGGAUGGAGAGACCAAGGUAUUCAUAGUGGCUACAAUUGCAUGGGGACUACGGAAAUGUUCUCGAGCAAUCAUGCUUGCUCUGAUAUUUAUCAUAGCAAUGAAACAUGGAUUUAUCCAUGAUGUAUACAUAAUUUUCUUUUUGAUCUAUCUUUUGAGCCACAACAUCAGCAGAAAGAUACGUGGGUCUCUGAUUCUUCUUUGUGAAGCUCACUUUGCAUUAGUAUACCUUCUUCGGAUUGAUUUGAUCUCUGAUGCUUUGGAGCAAAAAGGCUCCUGGAGUAUGGAAAUAAUGUCACAUUUAGGUCUCCUUAAUCAAAGCUCGGGGAACUUUCUGGAAAUAGCUUUGCUUUGUUGCGUCUGUGCAAUUCAUAACCGUGGAUUUGAGGUGCUAUUUUCAUUCUCAGCAAUUGUGCAGCACAGCCCUUGUCCUCCUGUUGGGUUUAGCAUCUUGAGAGCUGGUUUAAACAAAUCUGUCCUCUUGUCAGUAUAUGUAUCCCCAAAUACAUCCUUCUGCCACGAUAAUCUUUCUUAUGAGAGAACGAUAGCAUCAUUCCUUAGUGGAAUUGGGCAGAAUUUUUUAUCAAUGUACAGAGCAUGUGGAACCUACAUUGCUUUGCUGACUAUUCUUAUUACUGUUCUCAUGGUAACACCCAACUAUAUAUCAUUUGGAUACAUCUUCCUUCUUCUUGUCUGGAUUAUUGGAAGACAACUUGGUGAGAGAACAAGAAGGCGCUUAUGGUUUCCAUUGAAAACAUAUGCUGUCACGGUGUUCAUUUUUAUCUAUAGCUUAAGCAGUUUUACCAGCUUUAGGAUUUGGUUGUCUGGAUUUAUGGAUCUGUAUUUUUAUUUGGGUUAUGAUCCUGAAGCUUCGUUGUUGGAUAAUAUUUGGCAAUCUCUAGCAGUUUUAAUUGUGAUGCAACUUUAUAGCUAUGAAAGGAGAAAGAACAAGUACAAGACUGGCUUUGCCAAUCCUUUAGAUUCUGGGGUUCUUGGCUUUACUAGGCGAUUUCUGAUUUGGCACAGUCAGAAGAUCCUGUUUGUCGCAUUAUUCUAUGCGUCUUUGUCUCCAAUUUCUGCUUUUGGAUUCUUGUAUCUACUUGGCCUUGUCAUAUUUUCAACUUUACCUAAGGCUUCUCGGAUUCCAUCCAAAUCAUUCUUAGUUUAUACUGGAUUUCUGGUCACAACUGAGUAUCUUUUUCAGAUGUGGGGUAAACAAGCUGGAAUGUUUCCAGGGCAAAAACAUUCUGAUCUGUCACUCAUUCUGGGUCUCCGUUCAUAUGAGAUGGGAUUUUGGGGUGUAGAAUCGGGCUUGAGGGGAAAGGUGCUGGUAAUUUCUGCUUGCAUCCUUCAGUACAAUGUUUUCUUUUGGUUGGAUAAUAUGCCAAGUGGUAUUUCAAACAGAGGCAAGUGGGAUGAGCCUUGUCCCUUAUUUUUGUCAGCGGAGGAUGCCUUCACUAAUGGCUUCUUGUUUAAUAGGGAAGAUAUAUCAUCUUCUGUUGGAAUGGUACCUAUAAGAGAAGUCAGAGAAGCAAACAAUUCGUGGUCAUCUUUGAAUGCUGCUUUAUCUCAAGCAACUCCUACUGUGUCCUCCAAAGCAGGAGGCUCUGAGGUUAGCAGCAUGGGAAAAUGUUCAUUCGGAUAUCUUUGGGGAAACAGCAAGGAGAGUCAUAAGUGGAAAAAGAAGAGGAUCCUUGUUUUAAGGGAAGAAAGAAUCGAAACUCAGAAAGCUCUCCUAAAAAUAUAUUUGAAAUUCUGGACAGAAAACAUGUUUAACCUUCUUGGUCUUGAGAUUAACAUGAUUGCUUUGCUUCUUGCAAGUUUCGCUUUGUUGAAUGCUAUAUCUAUGAUAUAUAUUGUGGUGCUUGUUGUUUGUGUCGUUUUGGAUCGCUGGAUAAUACAUAAAUUAUGGCCGGUGCUUGUAUUCUUAUUUGCUUCCAUACUCAUCCUUGAGUAUAUUGCCCUCUGGAAGAGUAUGUUUCCUCUGAAUCAACCAAAUCAGACUGAAAUACGUUGCCAUGACUGCUGGAAAAGCUCAUCUUCAUAUUUCCAAUAUUGUAGGAGCUGUUGGCUAGGACUGAUCAUUGAUGAGCCCCGAAUGCUUAUAAGCUACUUUUUGGUCUUUCUGCUGGCGUGCUUCAAACUUCGUGCAGAUCAGUCAGCAUAUUUCUCAGGGUCAUCAACAUAUUUGCAAAUGAUGUCUCAACAUGAAAAUUUAUUUGUUUGGCGAGAACUCUCUUUUGAAACCAAAAGCACAUGGACCUUUCUUGACUAUGUAAGACUUUAUUGUUAUUGCCAUCUAUUGGACCUUGUCCUGGUACUGAUUUUGAUUACUGGAACUCUUGAGUAUGAUAUUCUGCACCUUGGUUAUCUUGCUUUUGCUCUUUUAUUUUCUCGGAUGAGGCUUGAAAUUCUCAAGAAGAAGAAUAAAAUGCUCAAAUUCCUGCGUAUCUACAACUUUGCGGUCAUCGUUCUUUCUCUUGCCUAUCAAUCUCCUUUCGUAGGGGAGUUUAGUUCUGGGAAGUGCAAAACUGUCAACUUAUAUGAAGUCAUUGGAUUUUCAAAGUAUAACUAUGGGUUUCGAAUUACUUCCAGAUCUGUACUUGUUGAGAUUAUCAUAUUUAUGUUGGUAUCUCUUCAGUCAUAUAUGUUUUGCUCCCAAGAGUCUGAUUACGUGUCAAGGUAUCUUGAAGCAGAGCAAAUUGGUGCAAUUGUACGUGAGCAAGAGAAAAAAGCUGCAUGGAAAACUGCACAGUUACAACAGAGUCGUGAAUCUGAGGAGAAGAAACAUCAGCGCAACUUGCAAGUGGAGAACAUGAAAUCUGAGAUGCUUAACUUGCAAACACAGCUUCAUAGCAAGAACUCAACUGCAACUCUGAGUGAUGUUUCUCAUGAUGAUAAAGGCCUACAGAGUAGAAGUGUUUCCCUGACCUCAAAUAGGGAUGUUGAGCCACCUGAAAAAGAGGAAAACACUCUUUGGAAGCAAGAGCGAGUUAUUAAGGAUGAUUCAGUAUUUCCACUUGAUGUACAUGCAUAUGCUGCUCAUAUAAAAGGAGAAAAUCCUGAAGUAGUGGAACCCCCUAACAAUUCAAAGGAAUAUAGACCUUGCGAGAUCACUGAAAUUGAGCAUGAUGCUGAUUGUGCUAUUUUUGAUACAGGGCAAAGGAGGAAAAGCCGAUCAAAGGACAAUCCUUUAAUUUCUGCUGUAAACUUCCUAGGUGAUGGUGUUUCACACGUACAGUCUAUUGGAAAUCAGGCAGUUAAUAACCUUGCCAAUUUCCUGAACAUAAAAUCUGAAGAUUCAGAUAUGAAUGAGGGCUUCUAUGUCAAGGGUGAGGCAUAUGAUGAGUCAGAGAGCCAAAAGAUGCAGAAUAUGCAUUUGAACAAUUCUUCUUCUCGGCAAUCUGAUAAAAGAUCCGAUGCUACAAGUUUGCAGCUGGGAAGGAUCUUAUGCCAUAUAUGGUCCCGAAUGCAGUCUAAUAGCAAUGUUGUGUGUUACUGCUUAUUUGUCCUUGUCUUUAUAUGGAACUUCGGUUUGCUUUCCAUGGUGUAUCUUGCAGCUCUUUUCUUGUAUGCUCUAUGUGUGAAUACUGGUCCAACUUAUAUCUUCUGGGUUAUUAUGCUAAUUUACACAGAGGUUUAUAUUUUGCUUCAGUAUAUGUUUCAAAUUGUAAUCCAGCAUUGUGGAUUGAGUGUGAAUUCAGACCUACUACGUAACAUAGGAUUUCCUACUUGUGAAAUCAAGUCAUCUUUUGUUGUGUGCUCGUUGCCUCUAUUUCUUGUCUACUUAUUUACCCUCAUACAGAGCUCUAUAAGUGCAAAAGAUGGUGAAUGGAUGUUCUCUACUGACUUUAACUUCAACAGAUGGAGUUCUUUUUAUAGAAAAGAGGUUCUUGUGAACUACAGCUGGAGAGAAAAGGUAUCAAAGUCGCUCCAAUUUGUAAUAGAUAUGGUGAAACAAGUAAUUAGAAGAUUCUUCUGGUACUGGAAAUCACUGAUACAGGGAGCAGAAACUCCACCUUAUUUUGUUCAAGUGUCCAUGGAUGUUCACUUGUGGCCAAAAGAUGGGGUUCAGCCAGAAAGGGUCGAGUCUGGAAUAAAUCAACUGCUCAGGGUAGUUCAUGAUAAGAGAUGUACUGAAAAAAUCCGAGGCCAUUGUCCACUUGCAAGUAGGGUUCAGGUUCAAAGCAUUGAAAGAAGUCGAGAAGAUCAAAACGUGGCUUUGGUUGUUUUUGAGGUGGUUUAUGCAUCUCGUUUGAUAGGAUGUAUGCCAGCAGGUUGGUACAAGUCUCUAACUCCAGCAGCUGAUGUGGCAAAAGAAAUUCUCCAGGCACGGCAUGCUGGGUUUGUUGAAGAGAUGGGAUUCCCGUACCAAAUACUCUCUGUAGUUGGUGGUGGAAAAAGGGAAUUUGAUCUCUAUGCUUACAUAUUUGUUGCUGAUCUUACUGUAUUUUUCUUGGUUGCAAUUUUCUACCAAUCUGUCAUAAAGAACAAUAGUGAUCUUCUAAAUGUUUAUCAGCUAGAAGAUCAGUUCCCUAUAGAGUUUGUUAUUAUCUUAAUGAUCAUCUUUUUCUUGAUUGUUGUUGAUCGCAUACUUUAUCUCUGUUCAUUCGCCACAGGAAAAGUUAUUUUCUAUCUUUUCAAUCUUGUUCUCUUCACGUAUUCAAUUACAAAGUGUGCUUGGCAGAUGGAACCUUCUGGCCAGCAUGCUGGACGGCUAGCACUCCGUGCUAUAUUUCUUGCUAAAGCAGUUUCUUUAGCACUUCAGGGUGUACAAAUUCGACAUGGAAUUCCUCAGAAAACCACCUUGUAUAUGCAGUUUUUGACCAGCAAGAUUUCAAGAAUUAAUUACCUAGCCUAUAGACUUUAUCGGGCUCUACCAUUUCUUUAUGAAUUACGAUGCGUACUCGAUUGGUCAUGCACAACGACGUCAUUAACCAUGUAUGACUGGCUCAAACUGGAAGAUAUAAAUGCAAGUUUGUACCUUGCCAAAUGUGAUGCUGUGUUGAAUAGAGCUACACACAAACAAGGAGAGAAGCAAACAAAAAUGACCAAGUGCUGUAAUGGGAUAUGUCUCUUCUUUAUAUUAAUUUGUGUUAUUUGGACUCCUAUGCUGAUGUACAGCAGUGGCAAUCCGACAAAUAUUGCAAAUCCCAUCAAUGAUGCAAGUUUUCAGAUAGACAUUAUUACUAAUGGAGGAAGGUUGACCUUGUAUCAGACAACUCUCUGUGAAAAGCUCCAAUGGGAUAACCUCAAUUCUGAUGUUAAUUUUGAUGCCUACAAUAAGAAUGAUAUACAAUUGAUACGCUGCCUAGCUGAUGCAAGCAUUUUUUGGCUUGUCUCUGAUGUGGUUAAGAGAAGGUUUAUUGAGUUCCUUGACUGGGAUAGGGACAUGGUUAUAACUUCUACUUGGCUGCUUACAAGAGAAAGACCAAAGGGCAAGGAAGUCGUGAAAUAUGAGAAACCUGUCGAUUCCAAAAAUCUUCCCAAACCAUCAGAUGUCCAAAAGGUUCUCAAUGGUUCUACAAUAAGCUUUAGGGUGUAUAAUCUCUAUCCAAGAUACUUCCGUGUCACUGGUUCUGGUGAAGUCAGAUCUUUUGAGCAAGAGGUAACUUCAGGAGCUAUUUCAGUGAGCGCAGAUCUUGUUAUCAAUCGUGCAGCUUUUGAGUGGUGGUCGUUCCAUGAUCUCAAUUCGUCUAAUGUAAGGAACUUCGGAGGUUGGACUGGACCGAUGGCCAUCGUAGUAUCCGAAGAAACACCUCCGCAAGGCAUUCUUGGAGACACGCUGAGCAAGUUCAGCAUUUGGGGUCUCUACAUUACUUUUGUGCUUGCUGUUGGUCGCUUUAUCAGGCUUCAGUGUUCCGACUUAAGAAUGAGGAUACCGUUUGAAAACCUACCUUCAUGUGACAGGUUGAUAGCCAUCUGCGAAAACAUAUAUGCUGCAAGAGCAGAGGGUGAGCUUGGAGUUGAAGAAGUCCUUUACUGGACCCUAGUGAAGAUUUAUAGGUCACCUCACGUCCUGCUCGAGUACACCAAACCUGACUAGGUUGUCGAUAUCGAAUCCCUACAGUUUUAUUUGUGAAACUAGUUUUGACUGACAGCCUGACUUACUACAACCAAUUGAAAUGGUUUGUGAUUCUUGUUUGGUGGCCAAGAAAAUCUCUGGUGGUCGUAGAUUCGUUCCCCAUGCAGAAGAAACACAAAAUGCUACGCUUCAGAACAUGAGGAACAGGCAGUAUGUUAUGGACUAGCAACUACAAUCCAUGUUCUUGCAGUAUGUCAUUUGCUUAGUUUCAAAUUUGGUAUGAGAAAGGCGUCGUUGCUUUUAUAUGAAGGAAUGAUUUCUAGGGAGGAGUUUCUUAUGCUGGCCAUGUACAUAGAUUGUACAGUAUUAGAUGCUCUUCUACAAAUGAAUACAAUGAUGCUAUUGCUUUACAAAUUUUGAAACCGUAGCCUUACA